This is a messenger RNA of Neopelma chrysocephalum (saffron-crested tyrant-manakin), 3345 nucleotides long. It is a transcript of the gene RAB26, whose product is annotated as RAB26, member RAS oncogene family. NCBI's taxonomy places the organism in Eukaryota, Metazoa, Chordata, Aves, Passeriformes, Pipridae. The record is from RefSeq and is a predicted model, not a curated record. Gene Ontology annotation, molecular function: GTPase activity; GTP binding. Gene Ontology annotation, cellular component: Golgi apparatus; endosome. The coding region runs from base 115 to 810 and encodes 231 amino acids. The transcript is spliced from 9 exons.
CGGCUUCCCUAAAAUGGAGCCACCUCCGUGUUUGCGCUGGUUCCGGGCUCCUGGAGCUCACCUCUGCCUGCCCGGGCUGUGGCUUUCCCUGGGAAUUGUGCCCACGGCACAGGGAUGAGCCAAAUGGGUCUCAGAGAAGCCCAAACGACCCAGUUAGCCAAAACCUCUGCUAAUGGUCUGGCUGAUUUUGAACCAGUGGCAGAGAGAAAUUGCUUUCUAUCCAGUAAAACCCUGGUGAUGCUGGUGGGCGACUCCGGGGUCGGCAAGACCUGCCUGCUGGUGCGGUUCAAGGACGGCGCGUUCCUCGCCGGCAGCUUCAUCUCCACGGUGGGAAUCGACUUCAGGAACAAGGUGCUGACGGUGGAUGGGGUGAAGGUGAAGCUGCAGAUCUGGGACACGGCCGGGCAGGAGCGCUUCCGCAGCGUCACCCACGCCUAUUACCGGGAUGCCCACGCUCUGCUCCUGCUCUACGAUGUCACCAACAAAGCGUCCUUUGACAACAUCCAGGCUUGGCUGACAGAGAUCCAUGAAUACGCACAGCAGGACGUGGUCCUCAUGUUACUGGGAAAUAAGGUGGAUUCAGCCCAGGACAGAGUGGUGAAAAGGGAAGAUGGAGAGAAACUUGCCAAGGAGUACGGGGUGCCCUUCAUGGAGACCAGCGCAAAAAGUGGCCUCAACGUGGAAUUAGCGUUCACAGCCAUUGCAAAGGAGCUGAAGCACAGGUCCAUGAAGCUGCCCAACGAGCCCAAAUUCAAGCUCCACGACUACGUGAAGAAGGAAGUGCGAGGCUCGGGCUGCUGCAGGUCCUAACGCCGCGUUUGUACAGAGACUCUGGCCGUGCCCCCCACGCUCCCGUGGGCAGUGUGUGCAUGUCUGUCUGUCGUGUCUGUGUCUGCCCCCAGGGUGAGCUGCGCCGUGGGCGAUGGGAGCAGCAGCAGGAGGAGCCCUCUGGGACGCUGCAGCCGCGUGCUGGGCGCUGCUGCCCAAGCCCCAGUGCGGCCGUGGGCGCUGAGAGCGCUCGGCUCUGUCCCACCGGUGUUCCCGCCUGGAUCUGUCUGGGAAGGGGCUGGGCUGGGGUCUCCUCCCAGGGCCAGCUGUGCCCGCUCUGUGAGGCUGCUGUUACCUUAGUGAGAGUCGUGCUGCGACGCAGGGGAACCAACACCUUCUCCCCACCUGAAUCCCCCUUUCUUUCCCUGCAUCCCCGGAAUUCAGCCCCCGGCCUGGGGUGUGCGGGAAGGAUGUGUUUUGAGGCAAACAUUUUUGUAGUUGCUUUCUCCUGUCUGUGCAUCCCUGUGAGGUGACACACACCUCCAGGGUGAGGGAUUCUCCUUUUCCCUGCAAACACAGAGCUUGGCUGUCUGUCUGGAUGAGCUCCUGCAUACCUGGCUGCGUACAGAGAUUCCUGAAUGUUUAUCCCUUCGGGAAAGGCUUCGGUUCUCCUCCUUCUGCCCUUUCUAGUACUUUAAUUGAGAAGAAAUCUAAUGUAUUGCAGCUUAUUCUAAAUACCUUCCUGUAAGUGUGAUGGCGUUUUCAGAUGCAGCAACGCUUUGAUAUCUUCAAAGUUCUCUUGGGCAGCUCUUUCUUUUCGCCGCAGAGAGCUGGGGGGAAGCUGCAGGCAGUGAUUUUACAGGCUGCAGACUCCUGCCAGCUCUCUUCAAGGGCCUCCUCACCCCUUUGGUCUGUGUCAGGCUUUUGGCUGUUUUUUUUUGUCAAGCUGCACUUCUAAGUACAAAUCUGAAUCUGGAUGAAGUGUUUGGCCUUUGGCAGUUUUUCCCUUUGGAAACUCCACGCGCACAUCACCAGGUGCCCCCGCUGUGCUGAGCCUCGUGGGCCACUUCACAUGAAAGGAAGUAACCCAUCCAUUGCCCUCCAGCCACCACCAGCCCCCCCAGCAGCUGGCUCAGACAGCCCUGCCCCUUGUUUUGCUCGGAAUUUUGACUCCAGCACCCCCUUCCUGAUGGGCACAAGGAGCCUCCGAGCUCCUCUGUGAGCUGCGACAACAUAAGCAGCUACAGCUCCACAGGGUGAAAAAGGAUCCUGAAAUGAACCUACUGAGCACAGAGCAUUUUUUUUCCUAGUUUUUUUUUAGGGAGAGAAAAGUCUCAAAACUGUCUGAUUUAAAUUUUAAAGUGAUCCGCGGAAAACCCACUCCUGCAGGAAUGUUUGCGUUCCUGGCAAACCCUGCUGCCAGUCUCUCAGGAGCAGGCAGGUGAGGGAUGGCUGUCAGGGCCCCCCCAUGUCCCCCCCUCAGCAUCCCACAGAUCCAAGGGAUGGCCAGCACUGGCACAGCUGCUCCCACUGGAGCAGUAGCAUCGGUCCAUUCCUCAGCCAGCCUUUCCCUAAAAUAACUGGAGCAACUCUCUUCACCUGAAAAGUGUCAUUACCUGCUGCAGGUGCUCUCAAGAUUUGUUUGCAGGUAGCAGAGCCCAGGGCAGGCUCUGAGAGGGGCUCAGGCAAGGAAUUGUGCAGGAAUGUGUAGAACUCGCUGUUCCAGGUGCCUGGGUGAGCUUUGCUUUGCUCCCACUGCUGCUGUACUGAGGUGUCCCCAACGCUUCUUAGAGUCCCACCCUGGGCUCUGCAGCAUUCACUUGCUGCCUGAGGAGAAGAGAGGGAUUUCAGAGAGUCCCUGAGCUUGCUGGGUCCCAGGGAUUUGGUUCUGUGUGGGGCAGGAACAGCCAGGCAGCUCUGAGCCCUUAGCUGUGCCUCCCUCUGCUUCCUCAUCCUGCCCUGGGAGCAGCAGCAGCUCCAUCCCAAGGUGACAGAGAGUCUACCUAAAAGCAAAAUUUAGCAGCAGGAUUCCUAAUGAAUUAGAAUUACUAAUGGAUCACCAUUCCUACCUUAGGCUGCUGCUUUCCCUCUCAGAUUGGCAUCUCACUUUCUGGGAGACAAAGCUGAGAACUGGUUGCUUCCUGCUCACUGUGGGACCAAAACCAAUUAGAGACCACUAAUAGUGAAGAUGUAAAUGUUUCCCUUUGGAGCAUUUCCAACCCACCUGUGGGGUUGCAAACUCUGCCAGAGCAGAGCCCUCACAGCAGCAUUUGUGGUAUUAGACCUAAGCUUUGAGCAGACAGCCCCAUCUCUCCCAGUCACCAGUUCCCAAAGCAGGACUGGUCUCCCAGUGCCUGCACAGUGACCCCAGAGCUCCUCCUCACGUGGCCAUUUGGGAUUUUUCCACGGGCCUUUGCUGCCCCCACGCGACGCUGCAGGAAUUGCUCAGUGCAGCACUAAUUGUUUGAUGCAGCGUUAAUUGCUCGGUGCAUCCGGCGUCACCCGCAGCUCUCGUUUCUGCUGGCUCUUGUUUACAGCUUUGGGUUCAUUCCUGUUAAUAAAAUUUUUUAUAAUCUC